Messenger RNA from Colias croceus (clouded yellow), 724 nucleotides. RefSeq lists its product as uncharacterized. The record is from RefSeq and is a predicted model, not a curated record. NCBI's taxonomy places the organism in Eukaryota, Metazoa, Arthropoda, Insecta, Lepidoptera, Pieridae. Bases 56 to 724 code for a protein of 222 amino acids. The transcript has 2 exons.
AAAACUCAAUCUUCAACGUCGUUUUAAAUGUUAAUUAAAUCCAAUAGAACGAAACAUGGACAGAGUGGUUUCACUUGUUUUCCUGAUAACUCCAGUCUUCUCUCAAUAUGCAAUGAACACUGGGAUGAGAGCUGAUGUUACGUUCGAUGUUCGCAAUGACAGAUUUGACAUGGGCGACCUCAUACGGAAACAAAAUAAGUACUACGGAGUUACAGCCAUGGACCCACAAUCAUCAGAAGAAUAUAGACGCAAUUACGGACAAGAUAGAGACCAAUUUCCCAUAUUUAGAAGAAGAGGAGACGACUCAAGCGAACAUAAACAUAGACGACAAACGAACAAAGGCAGAAUGACUAGAAAAUCUAAAUCACUAAGUAAAACGAGACAGCAGAUGUUGAAUGACAUUAAAAGGGAAAGAGAGGCUCGAUUGAAUAACAUUCUAAACGAAGCCUUAUUAAGAAUAAAUUCAGCUAGACGAAAUGAGGAUUUCGCUUAUCACGAUGAAAUCGUAAGCAAUAGUGACAAUGAAGAAGACUUUAAGAGAAAUCUUAAUACAUUUAAAGCUAACGUUAAAGAGAAUUCGGGUAAAUUGGAGGAUGUUGAAGAUAUUCUUAGUAACUUAGUGAGUAAAGGCAGACGCAGCAUGCCAGAUGAAGACCAGAAGGUUUUAUUGCAUUAUGCCUUUCCAGUAAAUAUGAGGGUUGAAGGAUUUCUUCAGACACCUUGA